AUGAUUGGUGAUGACAUCAUUUUGCCAUGCCACCUGGAACCUGCUGUGGAUGCUGUUGACCUGACUGUGGAUUGGUCCAGAACUGACCUCAAACCUAGAUCUGUCUAUGUGAGGCGAGAGGGUGUGGAGCUUCUGACUGAGCAGAAUUCAUUGUACACAGGAAGAACAUCACUCUCUGUCAACAAACUGCAGUGUGGAGACGUUUCACUGAAACUCUCCACAGUGCAACUCUCUGAUGCAGGAACAUACAAAUGCCUUGUACCUAAAUUUAAUGCAGAAACUGUGGUGACGCUUGCUGUAGGUUCAGUUUCCUCACCAGUCAUAGAACUCACCAAUGUCAAAAAUGAAAUGGUGUUAGAGUGUAAAUCUAAUGGCUGGUAUCCAGAGCCUCAGAUGUUGUGGGUGGACAGUGAGGGAAAACCCAUUUCUGUUGAACCUACAAAGAAUGUCAGAGGUUCUGAUGGGCUCUAUACAGUCAGCAGUAAAGUGACUGUGGAGAAAGGACAGAGCUACAGCUUCACCUGCAAAGUUCAACAGAAGAAUAUCAGUCAAAUCAAAGAGACACACAUCCAUGUUUCAGGUGAUCUCUUUAUGGUCCAGUCUAAUACUGCUGUUCACAUUAUCAUCAACUUGGCUGUCUGUUUAAUAAGCUUUGGGACAGUAGUAAUCCUAAUAUGGAAAUGUGGACAAAAGAAAACCGAAAUCAGCAUACAUGAUGAGGAUGAAAACGAACUACAUCAAACAGAGAUGGAGGAAAAAUUACAGAGAGAAUGUGAGGAAAACUUGAAGAGGCUUGAAGAGGAGUUGCAGAACAAUGAGGAAGACUUAAAACACGUCAGAGAAACCAUUGAAAAACUGAUGAAGCAGAAGACAUCUCUGAAGAAGCAGAGCGAAAAACUCCACACACUACUGGAGGAGGACAAGGCAGGGAUGAAAGAGGUCAUGAAAAAAGAGAAAGAAAGCCCAUUACUUGACAAAGAGAAAAAAAAGAAUAAGCUUGAAGAUAAAAAAGCUGACCUGGAAAAGAGAAUAAAAGUACAUGAAGAACUGUUAAAGAUGACAGAAAAGCUAAUGGAGGAAACAGAGAACAUUAUAAUCCAAAUGACAGAAAGAAAGGGAAAGCUAGAAAAAGACAAGGAACAAAUUAUUAAACACUUGAGAGAGAAAGAAAAAAAUAAAAGAGAUUUAGAAGAAACUGUGAAAGAAACAAGCGAGAAACAAUGA
Neolamprologus brichardi is the source of this 1224-nucleotide messenger RNA. NCBI's taxonomy places the organism in Eukaryota, Metazoa, Chordata, Actinopteri, Cichliformes, Cichlidae. The record is from RefSeq and is a predicted model, not a curated record.